AUGGUCGGCAAAUUCGGCACGGCCAGCCUUGGAGUUGAGUUAGCUCCGACUCUCCUCUGGCAAGGCACGGCGGUGGUCCGUGGUGACAGCUUACCGCUCGGUGGCCCAGUGCAUCAGGUAGUAGCCGGCCAUCAGGGACGGCAGCCAGAAGAAGAUCUGAGACUUGGUGCGGCGAAACGUGUUGAAGAUGGCGUCGUGCGCGGCACCCGCGAAGGGGUUCUGACGGUUGGCGGCGAUGCCGUAGGUGAUGAUGCCCUUGACCUUGCCAGCGCCACCUGUGUCCGCGCUUGCUGUUUUCCCCGACCGGGGCAAAGGGGCCGCCACUUACUUGCCGACCUUCCAGUUGGGGCCGCUGAGCAUUCUCUGAGUCGGUCUCAUUUUGGCGGAAUCGUUUCGCGACGGAAUUGGGCGGAGAUGUUCGAGGUGUCGAGGUCGAUGGGUGGGAGGGAGGUCCAAGGCAAUCUUUCGGAGAGGCGAAAGUCUGCACACCCGCAGAGCAGCCGGGGAACUCCACCAGGCCACAACGAGACUAGCGCGCCGGUGCUUCACUGGAAAACGAACCUCACAGCUCAGGCAACUUCGAUUGAAAGCUCGCCCCCCAUCUCAUCCGGUGUCCGUCUGUCAAUUCUCAUCUCCAUCCCGCCUGUCAUCGCCGCGAACGAGGAUCAGCGACCAACCACGACGAACGAAUUAGCCCUCAACUCCAUGUACAAGCUGGCGGUGCCAGCGUCGCUCGUCGCCAUGGCGGCCUCGCAGUCGCUAUUUGACGUCAAGGGCGGCACGCGCGCUGUCAUCUUUGACAGGGUGUCUGGUGUCAAGGAGGACGUCAUCAGCGAGGGCACGCACUUUUUGAUUCCCUGGUUGCAGCGCGCCAUUGUCUUUGACGUGCGCACCAAGCCCAGAAACAUUGCCACGACGACGGGCUCCAAGGACAUGCAAAUGGUCAGCCUGACGCUCCGCGUCCUGCACCGCCCGAUAGUGAAGCAACUUCCCAAGAUUUACCAGAACCUCGGCGCCGACUACGACGAGCGUGUCCUGCCCUCCAUCGGCAACGAGGUGCUCAAGUCCAUUGUCGCGCAGUUUGACGCCGCCGAGCUCAUCACCCAGCGCGAGGCCGUUUCCCAGCGUAUCCGCGACGACCUGACCCGCCGCGCCGCCGAGUUCAACAUUGCCCUCGAGGACGUCUCCAUCACGCACAUGACGUUUGGUCGCGAGUUCACCAAGGCGGUCGAGCAGAAGCAGAUUGCGCAGCAAGAUGCCGAGCGCGCGCGCUUCAUCGUCGAGCGCGCCGAGCAGGAGCGCCAGGCCAACGUCAUCCGCGCCGAGGGCGAGGCCGAGUCGGCCGAGACCAUCUCCAAGGCCAUUGCCAAGGCGGGCGACGGCUUGGUGCAGAUUCGUCGCAUCGAGGCCGCGCGGGAUAUUGCGGCCACGCUGGCGUCGAACCCGAACGUGGCGUACCUGCCCAGCGGCAGUGGCAAGAAUGGCGGAGGUGGCCAGUACCUGCUGUCUGUUGGCAGAGCUUAG
Messenger RNA from Cordyceps militaris CM01, 1524 nucleotides. Its product is annotated as prohibitin. Gene Ontology annotation, cellular component: membrane; mitochondrion. The transcript is spliced from 5 exons. The coding region runs from base 1 to 1524 and encodes 507 amino acids. Lineage: Eukaryota; Fungi; Ascomycota; Sordariomycetes; Hypocreales; Cordycipitaceae. Gene Ontology annotation, biological process: mitochondrion organization. The record is from RefSeq and is a predicted model, not a curated record.